Molecule: messenger RNA, 787 nt
Organism: Aphanomyces astaci
Lineage: Eukaryota; Oomycota; Saprolegniomycetes; Saprolegniales; Verrucalvaceae
Exons: 1
Coding region: 1-687 (228 amino acids)
Source: RefSeq, a predicted model, not a curated record
AUGGCCCCCUUGGCGUCUUCGCCAAUUGCUUCGUAUAUUGAGAGAACGCCACUCCGAUACAGCACCAACUCCGACGACAGCUUCUGUGAUGCCCAAAGUAACAACUUCAACUCGGUCGAAGCGUUGAUGAAAGGAAUGCUCUUCAAGCGAGGUCAAGGUGGGCUGUUCCACCGCAAAACCUGGAAACUUCGGCAUGUAGUCCUCACGAGCUCCACGUUGCGGUACUAUGAACUCGAUGUCCGAAAAGGCGAGCUCGAUUUGCGCGACUGUUCGCCUAAGUCUAUCCAAGUGCUACCUCGCGACGCCACGUACACCGGCACCAAUGGCACGCUGUGGCGGUUUGCAGUUCAAACCCCCAAGCGACGUAUGCUGUUUUCUGCUGCAAGUGAAAUGGAGAUGAACGUGUGGGUGCGACACCUCCACUUGGCUCUGGCCAUUCAGCGAAGCGACUUCACGACAAUCCAACGCUUGGCAACACUGCAGUCGAGGAACUCCGCCCGCGUGCCGUCGUCACCUCGACCACGCAACAGCGGGAUAGGGGGAACCCCACCCACGCUUUCUCCGAGGGGCGCGCUGCCGGACGGCAGCCACGCUGUCGUGUUACGGGCCUAUCGGAAGCGCACGAAUGAAAUGGAAGCGUUCGUUCAAGCAGUUGUAAGCAAGAGCUGCGAACUAUCAGACAUGUGAAGUGGCGUUUUGAGCGUCGACGGACAUAAGAUUGCUCGAAGGAAAGCUGUCGAAUGCCUUCCAGCAUAGAUUCAAAUCAAUAUAUUAACGUAAGCGUUAG